Messenger RNA from Chiroxiphia lanceolata (lance-tailed manakin), 1555 nucleotides. RefSeq lists its product as uncharacterized. The coding region runs from base 121 to 1458 and encodes 445 amino acids. The transcript has 3 exons. Lineage: Eukaryota; Metazoa; Chordata; Aves; Passeriformes; Pipridae. The record is from RefSeq and is a predicted model, not a curated record.
CUUGGAAGGGGCUGUAGAGCACUGCUGUGCAGGAGCUGACACCUGGGUGACACCUGGGUGUCCGUGUGUUCCCACCUCGGCCCCAGAGCACUGCACCUGUGAGGCUGAGCUACUGAGGUGAUGGAUUUUGACCUGCUGGACUUCCCAGUCGGGUUCAGGAUCCAUGUGAAACCCAGAUCCAAGCCUGUCUUCUGCAGGGGAAAGCUGGGGGAAAAGCUUCAAGGUCCAUGUCUUUAUUACUCCCUGGAUGAUCCCUACAGCCACCACCUCAGCAUAGAGUACAACUGCCUGCAUGACCCCCACCUGCGGGACUACCACCAUCGCAAGGAUGUCCUGAAGUUGCUGAGGAGACAGGGCUUUGUCACCCGUGACAAUAACGUGGUUUGCACUGUGAAGGAGUUCAAUCAGUACAGGGACUAUCUGACCAGGCUCAAGCUACAGGCAGAGGAGAUAUUGGGACGGCCAGAUGUGUUUUCAUGGGCAGAGGAACAACUAACUGCAGCAGAAGCCCAGAAGCUCCAAUGUCUGGUCAAUACGGUUGCACACAAAGUGUUUGGGAAUCUGAGGGUUCCUCAGGAUCAGCAUGUCACCUUUUUAAGGAGGGCUGCCCGAGGGAUCAGAGGGCAGUCUUCUCACAUCUGCAGGAAACCCGGGCCUUUUGAGAAACCUCUAAGACGCCAGCAGAAAAUAGAAGUGGUGGCCCAAGAGCUUGUAGCGAUGGUGUUGGAGGACUUGGGGGACCAUCUGGAAUCCAGAACUGCUAAGGCAGAGGCAGCAGCCAGACCUGUUGAUAGAGGAACCACCCGAGCAGACAAAUCCAAGGAAGCUUCAGACAGAGCACGUUUACACACUUGGCUUGACAAACUCACCCAAGAAGCUGUUAAUAGUGCUCGCUUCUUCUUGAAAUCCUACCUAGCUCUUUGGUUAGAAAAACGCUCUACCUCUGAGUACACUGAAAUCCUGGGGCUUCACAGCAAAAAGGUGUCCAAGAAAAAGCUGCAGUCAGGAGUCCCCAGAGCAUCUGAACAGCAGAGGCUGGAAGCAAGCACAGGAGCAAAGUUGCCUGCCUUAGAACCACAGCAGCGUGCAGAAGGAACUGGCUAUGACAAAACCUUGGAGGCUGACAUUCUUGCAACAGUGGAGGAGAACUUGGAGAGAGAAAUUAAUCCAACAGCCUUAGCCAGCACUUUGGAUAUAAAGACCAUGGCAAAGCGGAUUGUUCAGUCUUUAUUGGAGCGACUUGGUCAACUUGAGACUGCACCAAACCCCAAAGGAAACUUCCAAGGGCCUGCUGCAAACCCACCCACACCCCAAGGUGGAAAUGAGAGUGAUGCUGCUGAGGACACCCUCCCCUCUGGGGACCCAGAGUGUCCCCACCAGCCCGUCCCUCCGGCGGGGCCGAAGCCCCCUGCCCAGGCCGGAGCACGGCACAGAGCUGUGCGCCCACAGCCCGUCUGAGGAGAGCGAGGUGUGUGGCAGGAGAGGUGAAGAGCCCCCGGACAGCACUCACAGACCCAUGCCCUUGUUUUGUCAAUAAAGAGUUUACUGCCAAGGG